CCCCAGGAGGCACUGAUAAGUCACCCUUGUCAGAGGCUUUAAUUUCUUAUUUACCUUCAAGACAUCUAUUUAUAGCUCUACUUCAACCUUAUAGACUCACCACCGCUCCUUCAAAAAUAAUCACCAUAGUAGUAGUACUAUAAUGGAAGCCAUUUCCAAGCAAAACCAUGAUGUCCCUCCCUUCCAUGCAACCACUCCUCACCAGUCCACCACUCUCUUAUCAACCCAUCUCAUUUCAAAACUCUUGGGAUUUUUAAGGGCUUGUGCCUUCUUGCUUGUAGCAUCUGCUGAAGUGUUUUUACUUCUGCAAAAAUGGGAACUAAUGUUCCAUUUUCUGCUACUCUGUUUUCCCCUCCUCUGUUACCUUCUAAAGCACUUCCUCUCAAAGGCCUCUCCUAUUUACCUUGUGGAUUUCUCAUGUCUGAAACCACCAAGCCAUUGCAGGGUGCCUUUUGCAACAUUUCUUGAACAUGCUUCCCAGUUUGAGAUUUUUGACACUGAAAGCUUAGCUUUCAUGUCCAAAGUGCUCCACUCUUCAGGGCAGAGUGAAGAGACAUGUCUCCCCCCUGCCUUACACCACAUCCCUCCAAAAACCCACCAAGCUGAAUCCAUCAAAGAGGUUCACAUGGUUCUGUUUCCCAUCAUGGAUGAUCUCCUAGCAAAAACCAAAACCUCACCACAUGAAAUUGACAUUCUCAUCAUAAAUUGCAGUGGCUUUUGUCCUUCCCCUUCUCUAACCUCCAUUGUCAUCAACAAAUACUCCAUGAGAAGUGACACCAAGAGCUACAACAUCUCUGGCAUGGGGUGCAGUGCAAGUGCACUCUGCAUUGAUCUAGCACAGAAUCUUCUCAGAGUUCACAAAAACUCCAAUGUUGUCAUUCUCAGCACAGAGAUUCUAUCAACAGGUUGGUAUUCAGGUAAAGAACCCUCCAAGUUACUGAUCAAUUGCCUUUUCAGGAUGGGAAGUGCAGCACUUCUUCUCUCAAACAAAAAACAAGCAAGAAACUCUGCAAAAUACAGAGUCCUCAGGACACUGAGAACACAGAGAGCCUUUGAUGAAAAGGCCUAUUUUUCUGCCAUGAGGGAGGAAGAUUCAGAAGGGAAACUGGGGGUUACUCUCAAGCGUGACCUGCUUCAGGUAGCAGGUGAAACUCUCCGUUCAAACAUCUCCAUUCUGGGUUCUGAAAUCUUGCCUCUUUCUGAGAAAUUCUGGUAUGGAGUUUCUGUGAUCAAGAAGAAGUUCAUAAAGUCUGAGGGGAUUUACGUGCCGAAUUUCAAGACUGUGAUUCAGCAUUUUUGCUUGCCAUGUUCUGGAAGAGCAGUGAUAAGAGAAGUGGGAAAAGGGUUGAAGCUUGCAGAGAGAGAUAUUGAACCUGCUAUGAUGACACUGUACAGGUUUGGGAAUCAAUCAUCUUCUUCACUGUGGUACGAACUGGCUUACUUGGAAGCCAAGGAAAGAGUUCAGAAAGGUGAUAAGGUCUGGCAGCUUGGAAUGGGAAGCGGGCCAAAGUGUAUCAGUGUGGUUCUGAAAUGUGUUAGGCCUCUAGUUGGUGAGUCCAAGAAGGGACCAUGGGCUGAUUGCAUCCAUCAAUACCCAAUAGUAGCUUUGGAUUAAGAUUAAUAGUGAUCUUCACUCUGAUCAAUCAGUAAACUCUUAUUUUCAUCUUUGAAAGAUAUGAAGUCGGUCACUUUAGUCUACGAUAUCACCUCCGAAGGUGAUAAGCGACUAAACUGAUGUUACACAUUGAUCGCGUUUUUUCAUCUUUUAGAGAUCAAGAUGAACAAUUCAAUAUUUUA
Lotus japonicus is the source of this 1797-nucleotide messenger RNA. Its product is annotated as 3-ketoacyl-CoA synthase 6-like. Gene Ontology annotation, molecular function: acyltransferase activity, transferring groups other than amino-acyl groups. Bases 143 to 1615 code for a protein of 490 amino acids. Gene Ontology annotation, biological process: fatty acid biosynthetic process. The transcript has a single exon. Gene Ontology annotation, cellular component: membrane. The record is from RefSeq and is a predicted model, not a curated record. NCBI's taxonomy places the organism in Eukaryota, Viridiplantae, Streptophyta, Magnoliopsida, Fabales, Fabaceae.